This is a messenger RNA of Tachysurus fulvidraco (yellow catfish), 1310 nucleotides long. RefSeq names its product low choriolytic enzyme-like. Gene Ontology annotation, biological process: proteolysis. The transcript is spliced from 9 exons. Gene Ontology annotation, molecular function: metalloendopeptidase activity; zinc ion binding. NCBI's taxonomy places the organism in Eukaryota, Metazoa, Chordata, Actinopteri, Siluriformes, Bagridae. Bases 63 to 953 code for a protein of 296 amino acids. The record is from RefSeq and is a predicted model, not a curated record.
UAAACUGCACUCUGUGAGCGUUCACUACUCAAAGUGCUGCUUCACUGAACCUGUCUCUCAUCAUGCAUCUGCUGCAAAACAUCCUGUUGCUGCUGGGCAUUGGUCUAGUUCAGAGCCGUGCCAUACAGGUGCUGGUUGAUGUGAACACUGAGGAUGUGACUAAUGACAUCAAUGACCCUGAUUAUUUCUCUGUAUCUUCUAUAAUUGAAAAUGCCAACAAGCACGCUGAUGACAUCAAUGACCCUGAUUAUUUCUCUGUAUCUUCUAUAAUUGAAAGAGCCAACAAGAAUGCUGGAUACCUGAAGGAUGGUAUGAUCAUUACACAUGGUGACAUAGCGGUGUACCCUGGGCUCAAGAAUGCAGAUCCUUGUACUUCUCGCCAGUGCAAGUGGCCCAGGGCCAGUGAUGGGAAGGUUAAAGUACCCUUUGUCAUUUCCGGACAGUAUGCAACCUCUGAAAGAAACAUUAUCGAGCGUGCCCUGAACUCCUUCAGAACUUCAACCUGUAUCCAAUUCGUACCUCGCAGAAAUGAAGAAAACUUCAUUCAUAUACUCUCAGACCAGGGCUGCUACUCUUCAGUGGGUCGCAGGGGUGGAAGGCAGGUUGUUUCUCUACAGCGCAAUGGCUGUGUUUUUCAUCACAUCGUCCAGCAUGAGCUUCUGCAUGCUCUGGGCUUUAAUCAUGAGCAGACUCGUAGUGACCGUGAUAAUCAUGUCAGAAUCCUCUUACAGAAUGUUAUUAAUGGACAACAGCACAAUUUUAAUAAAAUUAACACCAACAAUUUGAACACGCCAUAUGACUACAAUUCUGUCAUGCACUAUUCAAGGUUUGCUUUCUCCAAGAACAGGCAGCCGACCAUCAUCCCUAUUCCGGACAAUAACGCUCCCAUUGGACGUGCCACUGAAAUGAGCCGCAUUGACAUUCUACGUAUUAACAGACUGUACUGCAGUUAAAUGUGUCACUCUUUACAUCACCAGUGUAUUUCAAAUGCUUCUGAAUCAUUUUUAAAUCUGUAUGCAAAGUUUGAAAUGAUUCUGCUGAUGGGUUUUUCCCCUUAAAUAUCAGAUUUGCCAAAACAGCCACCUGGGCACAUUUUGAUAAGAGUUUAUUGCAACUUUUGAUUGACAGUUUCUCUGUUCAGCUAUUACACACCUCUUUUAGCUUCUCUUCCAUCAGAUUUUUAGAAUUUCUAACAUUUCUUCUACUAAAUUUACUAAUCAUGUAGUAUUUUUUGCUAUACAUGUAUUAUACAUUUAUUAUACAUGCUAUAUAUCAAUUGCAAGAAUAAAAAUCAUCCACAGAUCAAGAAA